This is a messenger RNA of Daphnia magna, 6988 nucleotides long. It is a transcript of the gene Dgk, whose product is annotated as diacylglycerol kinase beta. Gene Ontology annotation, biological process: lipid phosphorylation; intracellular signal transduction; diacylglycerol metabolic process. Gene Ontology annotation, cellular component: plasma membrane. Gene Ontology annotation, molecular function: calcium ion binding; ATP-dependent diacylglycerol kinase activity. The transcript has 20 exons. The record is from RefSeq and is a predicted model, not a curated record. Lineage: Eukaryota; Metazoa; Arthropoda; Branchiopoda; Diplostraca; Daphniidae. Bases 2186 to 5254 code for a protein of 1022 amino acids.
UUUUUUUUUUAGAUGAUGUUCCUCUUCCCCAGUUCCGGAUCUAAGAUUCCAUGGCCAUCAUCAAAACACAGCAACACUGUAUACUAUAUACAUCUGAGCAUAUCCUUCUAUUCAUUUAAUAAUCCUCUGCAUUGGCCACAUCCACGUAAGGGCAUCGAGAUGAUCAUCGUCUACUAUACCUAAUCAAACAAUCAAAACGCCCCACAAGAAAAGCGAAAAUGAAUUUAAAAAAAAAAAAACAAAAAACAAAAAACAAUGGGAAACCAAACGGAAGGCGGUGGCAAUAACGGUCGUCUCUAUGAUUCAUCGAUAAUUUCCUACAGAGAACUCCGUCUAAUAAAUCAUCGUAACUACGUAAGAUAAUAAAGACGUGCCUCUCUUUACAGUAUACAAAUCAUUCUUUCGAUGGCCCUUUUCGUCUGAUCAGAAACUAAACAUUACUCGAUCACGCCGAUGUAUCUUACGAGGACACACACACACACACACCAAGUUUAGAUCUAUGUAGGAGCACGCCAGCAAACGAAGAAGAGGAAGGGAACCAUAUCAUCACGUUGCCUGAUUUUCUCUCCGUGCGCCGCCGCUGUUCGUUACUGCGCUUUUGACGACACCACGUCGCUCUAAACGAAAGCCGACGAGCGUGCGUGUGUUGUGCAACCAGCAGGCAGCCGCGCAUACAGCUUCCUACUCUCUUCCCUCUCUCUGUCUGUAUAUAUUGUAUGGGCUGUUCCACAGCACAGUGACGUUAUAGAGGAGAAAAGGAAGAGAGAAAAAAUAGAAAAAGGAACGAAAAAAAAAAAGGGGAAGAAGAAGAAGAAAAAGAAAAAAUGGGGAGAGAGAGAGAGCGCCACUAGUCGCCUACUCGAAUACUCAGUCGGCAGCUCGCGCUAUGGCCGGUCACUGUUUGGGUUGAGUCCCUGCCCGUCUCUUUUUUUUUCCUUUUUUUUUUUUUCCGUCCUCCACUCCGUAUGUGUAUGUGUGUGUAUAUGUACUAUUCGGUGCUGUGUACAUUACGAUCUGUAUAGUUAAAAAAAAAGGUUACUCUUCCUCCAGAGUUUAGUUGCCAAGUGAAAAUUCGUAGCCCUGCGGUUGAACUUUUUUUGAAAACACAUUCAGUUUUUGAAUAGGAUAGUGGAGUGCGGGCGGGCGGAAUGAACAACCCACCACAAACACGACGACCACCACCAUCGUCCGGCGAGGACGCCGACGAUCGAUUCUGCAUCUGAAGUGUGCGUGUGUGUACGGCACGGGUACUAGAGUGUGUGUGUGUGUGUGUGCUGCUAGAAACAGUGGGAGAGAGAGUGUGUGUGUGUGUUUUUUCGGUUUUAUUUGGCGUCCGUCUCUCUAUAAGGUUUUAUUCCUUUGAAUAAUUUCCUUUACAGUGUGUGUGUGUGUGUUGAAAGCGGACUAAGAUAAAAAUCGAAUGUUGAGCAAACAUAGAAAAGGAAUUCAAUGAGAAGAAGAAGAAAAAAAGAUUUUUUGUUGGAAAUAAUAAAAAAAAAGGACAACAAACAAAAAACAUGAAUUACAACUUUUGCUGGCCUGGCAUUUAUUGAAACUCUCUCGUCCAACUGGCCAGAGCGUGUGUGUGUCAGUGCGCGACAACAUGGCCGUCUGAUUUUUAUCGUCCGUGCCAUUUUCUUCUUCUGUGUUGUGUUUUCUAUUUUUCUUUCUACUCGGCUGCCAAGAAAGAAGAAAAAAAAAAAGUCUCUGCCUAUUGAAAAUCAAUUUUCAUUGAUUGAAUUUCAAGUACGGCACACGUCGGAGUUUAUUUUUCCAACCCGCAUCCUAUAGCCAUUGUCAUAUAGCUACCGGAAAAAAAAAAUAUAUAUUUUUUUUUUCGUAUUUAUUCCCGAUCGUUAUCACGACAUCUACACCACCAGAAAACCUCACGAUUUUCAUGUACCAGUUCUACUGUACUACGCCCUACGUAACGAGGAUCCAAAGAGGAAACGCAACUGGGAACGAAAAACAUCCGCAAUUCUACCGAGCACCAAAAUCUGCCAAUUGAAUUAAGAAAAAAGAACAGGUGCAGCACAGUGUGUCUAACAAAGACGAAGGCAAAACAAGUUUUCUUCAAGUGCUGUGUGCAAUAAAAAAACAAACAAAAUCAGUGAAAAAAAAGAAGAAAAGAGUGGCCGAUAAGGGCAGUAGUGCAACAUCAGUAGGAAAGCUGGCCACCAUCAUCAUGAAACACAAGAAGGAGAAGGGCAAAGAAAAGAGCAAGAAGAAAGUGGGCGGUAGCCGGGCGUCUUCCAUUUUGACGACAAUGCAACGGCAUUCGCAUCAUCAUCAACAUCAGCAACAUUCGAGCUGUGCCUCUUCGGCCGCUCUGCUCGAUCAGGCCGCCCUUCAAUCGGCCUAUCGAUGGGAGAAACUUUCGCCCGCCGAAUUCGAACAGCUUCAGGAUCUUGCCGCUUAUUCAUCAAAGAAAUUGAGCGAUGUCCUGGUCGAAUUCUCCGGCACUGGACCUCUGUCCAAAUUCCAGCCAGAUGGGGACAUCGACUACGAAGGCUUCAAGCUGUUCAUGGACACUUACCUGGAGAUGGAAAUGCAAGAAGAAUUGUGCAAAAGACUAUUCUUGUCUUUUGUCAAACGGACGCCCACCAAGACCGUGUCCAACGUUGAAGGCAAAGUCAUCAAGGACAUGGCCAUGUUAAGCUCUGCGACAGCCUGCGCUCCUAUUACAGCUCACAACGCAUCCGGCUCUGUCAAUAAUUUGGCGGCCUUUGGCGAAUCUGGCUCAACAACCAGUCCAGCUGGAGCUGCAGCCUGUCCAGCCAGCUGUUCGACUAGCGCUUCCGGCGGAGUUUUGCAUACUAUCACCACUAGCCUGUCGGAGCAAAGCCGACCUCUUCAAGGAUUGGCUGAACGCUUUCACGGCCUCACCGAACGGCUGGGCAGCCUUAGCGGCCUCGGUAGCGCUGGACGUAGCACAGAAUCAGAUGCACCUAACCGAACACGGACUGGAAGUAUCGGCGCUUCGGUUCAUCCUACUGUCAUGGUCACGCAGCCUGGAACGAUGACUGUUGCUGGAGCGGGUGCUGGAGCCUCCUGUUCCAGUUCGGCAACAGCAUCGGCAGGUGCAACAUGGGAACGUGCUAGUAACCAAUCAUCAUCGCCCAGCCACAGUCAAAUGUCUCGCAAUUCAUCGCGAAAGUCCAAUAAUUCGAUUCUCGUUUCCAACGGCAAACUAGAAUUGGAAGUCCGGCAGUUGGUGCGGAAGACGAGCAUGCUGGACAUCAACACACUCAGGGUUUCGCUCAAGAACGUCAUUUGUUACCUGUCGCUACUUGAGGCUGGCCGUCCUGAAGACAAACUCGAAUUUAUGUUUCGGUUAUACGACACGGAUGGCAAUGGUGUAUUGGAUACUAACGAAAUGGAUUGUAUCGUGAAUCAAAUGAUGGCCGUAGCGGAAUACCUCGGAUGGGACGCUUCCGAAUUGAAACCGAUCCUGCAAGAGAUGAUGACCGAAAUAGAUUACGACAACGAUGGUACUGUCUCGCUGGAAGAAUGGAAACGUGGAGGCAUGACCACCAUCCCCCUCCUCGUCCUCCUCGGACUCGAUUCGAACGUUAAAGAGGAUGGUAAUCAUUUGUGGCGGCUCAAACAUUUUAACCGUCCAGCCUAUUGCAAUCUCUGCCUCAACAUGCUCGUCGGCCUGGGCAAGAAAGGCCUUUGCUGCAUCUUUUGCAAGUAUACGGUGCACGAACGAUGCGUCCAGAGGGCGCCUGCCUCUUGCAUCUGCACGUACGUCAAGUCUAAGAAAUCGACGCAAGUCAUGGCCCAUCAUUGGGUCGAAGGUAAUUGUAAUGCCAAAUGCUCCAAGUGCCGCGGACCGAUCAAAUCCUACAACGGCAUCACUGGACUCCAUUGCCGUUGGUGCCAAAUGACAUUACACAACCGAUGCGCCUCGCAAGUGAAACCCGAAUGCACUUUGGGCGAGCACCGAGUGCACAUUUUGCCACCCACGUCCAUCUGUCCAAUCGUUCUCGAUCGGCAGGUAUCCACAUGCCGGGACCGACGAUCUCUCACGCGUUCAGAGAGCCAUCUACCGAUUUCUGAGCAAUCGGGAUCGUCAGGAUCGCCAAUGUCCUUUCAGAUUAAUCUCCAACCGGGCACGUGUCCGCUCUUGGUGUUUAUCAAUCCGAAAUCAGGCGGUCGGCAAGGUGCCCGCAUCUUGCGCAAGUUCCAGUCGCUUCUCAAUCCUCGACAGGUGUACAGUCUGGAACAAGGCGGUUCAUUGGCCGGCCUUCAAAUGUUCAAAGAUGUGCCCAAUUUUAAAGUGAUCUGCUGCGGUGGUGAUGGCACUGUCGGCUGGCUCCUCGAGACCAUGGACAAAGUCCAAUUUGUCAAUCAUCCGCCCAUCGGAAUCAUUCCAUUGGGGACGGGCAACGAUUUGGCGCGCUGCCUCCGGUGGGGUGGCGGUUAUGAAGGCGAGUCCGUCCACAAGAUCCUGCGCAAAAUCAGCAGGGCGGCGCCCAUCAUGAUGGAUCGGUGGCAGAUCGAAGUCGUACCGCACCAGCAAGACGAAAACGCAGAGCCCAGCGAUCAGAUUCCCUACACCAUUUUCAACAAUUAUUUUUCCAUCGGGGUGGACGCUGCCAUUUGCGUGAAAUUUCACUCUGAACGGGAAAAGAAUCCGGACAAGUUCAACAGCCGUAUGAAAAAUAAGCUGUGGUACUUUGAAUUUGCUACCUCAGAAACGUUCACCGCAUCGUGCAAGAAUCUGCACGAAGAUAUUGACAUCAUGUGCGAUGGCGUGUCGUUAGAUUUAGCCAACGGUCCGUCGCUGCAAGGAAUUGCUUUACUCAACAUCCCGUACACUCACGGCGGAUCCAAUUUGUGGGGAGACACGUCAGUGAAGAAACGCUCACGACCGGCUCCACUCAGUUUACGGAAGGAGCACGACAGCAACAAAUCCGAACGGGAAUUGUCCAGCAGCAGCUUCAACUUCGUCGAUCUCAGUUUGGCCUUGCAAGAUAUCGGAGACGGACUGAUCGAAGUUAUCGGUCUAGAGAAUUGCCUUCAUAUGGGACAGGUCAAAACUGGACUAAGGGCGUCGGGACGUCGUCUGGCCCAGUGUUCCAACAUCGUCAUCCGUACACGCAAGCGCUUCCCUAUGCAGGUGGAUGGCGAACCGUGGAUGCAAUCUCCCUGCACGAUUCAAAUCACUCAGAAGAAUCAAGUGCCCAUGUUAAUGGCGCCACCGCCAUCGAGGAGCAAGGGCCUAUUCAGUUUUCUCAAACGACAUUGAUUCGACCAAAAAAAAAUAAGAAAAAGAGGUGGAUUUUUUUUUACAAAAAAAAAUGCACACCUACGAAAAAAGCACAACAACAAAAAUCAAACAAGCAUAAGCCCUAAAAUCCCGUCUCUGACAUUGGAAAGUAGUUAGACCUUUUUUUUUUAAAUUUUGUUCUUAGUUUUUAAAAAAUUACGUAUUAGACGUAUUGUUGAUUGACCAAAUUCUGUCAACGGAAGGAUUCAAAGCCAAAAAAGAAAAAAAGAAAAAUAAGGAAAAAAAAAAAAGAGAAAUUCUUCCUUUUUCUACUGGCUCAGUGUUGCCAUUGUUCUCCCUUUAAAUAAUUCUCUCUUUCUUUCUGCUAGAAAACUCCAAUCCCGAUACGGCCAAAUUGUUUGAUACUAUGCUGGUAUCUUUUAUAUUCGCUCUCUUUCUCUCUCUUCAUCCAACGUUUCUCUUGAAAAGUGUUUGUCAGCGUUUGUGUUUUUAUUGUUUUCGUCUAUUUCUGCCGCUGUAGACAACAGGCUUGGCAAAAGUUUCUUUUCAGGUUCAAUUGAUCGUUAAAAGACAGGCAGACGUAAGGCAAAAAGACCUCCAACACAAAGUCGGUAGAACGUCAUGGUAAAUAUUGGGUGAAGUUAUUCAUUUUGUUCCUUUUUCACGUAGGUUUUUGAAAGUUUUUAUUCGCCCGUCGAUGUUAACCCGUUGCGUUUUUUUAUGUAUACAUAGAUGUAUAUUUUCACGGUAGCGCUAUACAUCAUGUUUUGUUGUAUAAAUACGUUCUACGCCAGUGAACGCAAUCGGGUGCGCUUUAAAGUCCAUCCAAACAUCUAGCGCCGAAAUUGCUCGUCCUAAAAAGCCGAAGCAGUUACAUAAGUAUCUCUUCGUACAGCACGAAAAGACAAGUUCUUCCACUUCAGUUCAGCUUCCCCUCCCAGGAUAUUCCCUAGAAAAAAAAAAAAAAAAAAAGAUAUUUGUACAUCGUCCGUGUAUGUGUGGGAAAAAAAAAAGGAAAUUUCUUAAAAAUAGAAAUAAGAAAAAGGAAAAAAAAAAAUCGGCAUUAAUUCGCAUCGCCGCCUUGUAAAUAGACCCCCAUCAAAUGAUUAUUUAUUGCGCCAACUUCUUUCACUCUCUGACUUUCUGUCUCCCUCUUUUGCUCUCUUCGAUGUGAAGAGAAAAUUUUAAAGAAUUGAUCUGUCUUUUAUAAGUGAUGGUUUUUAUUCCCUCAUUCUUUCUUUUUGAUAAUAUUUCUAUUCAUUUUUUUUUAAUCCCUUCUUUUCUCUCCCCGAAGGACGCAGCAACACUUUGACAACACAAUCACAGAUGUUCAUAUAUGACAAAGCCAAAGUCUUCGCGAUAUCUCGUUAGUGAUUCUCUUUUGCGUUUUUCUUAAUAUUUCAGCAGCUAUUCGUUGUCCCAUACUAUUGGCUCGCUUAUUGACCACCCACCCCUUCCCAACUCUAUUCCUACAACACCGUUUCAUUAUAAAUGAUUAUUAUCUCGUUAUUGUGUACUGUAUCUCAAACUCCAUCCUUCCUUCCUUGUUAUUAUUACUAAAAUUAACAUAACUGAUUGAAAACAAGAAAGAAGAAAAAGAAAAUCCACAAAAACAAACAAAAGCGUUUCGUUUGUGCGCUUGGGCAAAUUCAAAAAAUGUCUUCAACAUUCCCCUAGUCUUAAGUUUUCCAUUCUACGGUAUUAAUAUUAUAACCUCCGAAAAAAAUAUAAAUACAUUUAUCUUACAUCAGA